Molecule: messenger RNA, 1348 nt
Organism: Morone saxatilis (striped sea-bass)
Lineage: Eukaryota; Metazoa; Chordata; Actinopteri; Moronidae
Product: golgin subfamily A member 7-like
Exons: 6
Coding region: 50-484 (144 amino acids)
Biological process (GO): peptidyl-L-cysteine S-palmitoylation; protein targeting to membrane; Golgi to plasma membrane protein transport
Cellular component (GO): Golgi stack; palmitoyltransferase complex
Source: RefSeq, a predicted model, not a curated record
AAGCCCGCUGGAGAGCAGACGUGCAGCAGCUCCAGGGGAAGCGUCCACUAUGGCUGAGACACACAGCUUACAGGACCUCCAGCAGCCAGCUGGCUCCUCCAAGGUGUUUGUACAGAGAGACUACAGCUCAGGAACCAUCUGCAAGUUCCAGACCAAGUUCCCCUCUGAACUCGAGUCAAGGCUUGAUAAGCAGCAGUUUGAGGAAACCAUCCAGACUCUGAACAACCUGUAUGCAGAGGCAGAGAAACUAGGGGGGAAGUCUUAUUUGGAGGGCUGUCUGGCCUGUCUGACUGCCUAUACAGUCUUCCUCUGUAUGGAGACACACUAUGAAAAGGUGUUAAAGAAGAUCGCCAGGUACAUUAAGGACCAGAAUGAGAAGAUAUAUGCUCCCAGAGGCUUGCUGUUGACCGAUCCCAUAGAGAGAGGCCUCAGAGUCGUUGAAAUUACCAUCUUUGAAGACAGAAGUAUUGGCUCUGGAAGAUAAAGAAACUUGCGGCUGAUGACUCUGAUCAGAUUCUCUUCAUCUGUCUGGCGGCACAUAUUCCAAACGUCUGCUAUACCUGAAUGGAUGUAUAUAAGUUUGAUCUGAUCCUUUUCUCUGUUAUUUAUAAGUACUCUACUGUCUGCCUAUCUUGUUAUGUUUGUAUAUGUGUUUUCAUGUCUUUUUAUACAUGCAGCGAUGUAUAAAUUGUGUCCUAGUUGAUCAAGACCGGUCUUUAUGAAUCGUGCCAUUGUGUUAAACUCGACUUCCUGACCAUGGUAAAUAUAAGUGAUUUGAUUUGAUUUGUAUUGUUUUGCAAAUUAUAUAAAGUCAAAUAAUAUAACCAUAUAAAGAACUGUUAGAGCAAUAGGACGGAGAUCGUUGGCACAGUCUGUAAACAGUAAUUCUGUUAUGGGCACCGUCAGUAUUAACAUUGUGGUUGUAGCCUUUGUUGAGGCAAAUGUUUUUUUAUCUGUGCAUGAAUGUGACUUUCAGAGGGGGCGAUCAUGUCAUGUGAAACACAUGGGAAGUCCUGAACUAGAGUUUGUGUGACUUCAAAGAUGGAGCAUGUUUACUGUGAUCACAAAAUAAUGACAUGAUCUAGUAGAUUUUGAGAAGUGGCCAUCUCUGCCGUGUCAUAUUCCAACUGCACUGAAUCUCCCAAAUCCUGUUCAGCAGUCUUGUUAAAUGUCUCAUAAGAUUCACUACCUGUAUUUUGAAUGUCAUCCAAAAUCACCAAACACCACAGAAACCUUAAACACUUUGAACUCCACAGAUGAUUGCUAUAGUUGGUGUUUGAUACAACUCAUGUACUUUUUCUUACAAAUAUUGUUCUGUUUUAUCUAAAUAAAUAACCUUUUCCUGCAA